Messenger RNA from Canis lupus familiaris (dog), 2196 nucleotides. RefSeq names its product minichromosome maintenance complex binding protein (gene MCMBP). NCBI's taxonomy places the organism in Eukaryota, Metazoa, Chordata, Mammalia, Carnivora, Canidae. Gene Ontology annotation, biological process: DNA-templated DNA replication. The record is from RefSeq and is marked validated. Gene Ontology annotation, molecular function: chromatin binding. The coding region runs from base 1 to 1929 and encodes 642 amino acids. The transcript is spliced from 16 exons.
AUGCCCUGUGGGGAGGAUUGGCUCAGCCACCCGCUCGGGAUCGUGCAAGGCUUCUUCGCCCAAAAUGGAGUUAAUCCUGACUGGGAGAAGAAAGUAAUUGAAUAUUUUAAGGAAAAGCUGAAGGAAAAUAACGCUCCUAAAUGGGUACCAUCACUGAAUGAAGUUCCCCUUCAUUAUUUGAAACCUAACAGUUUUGUGAAGUUUCGUUGCAUGAUUCAGGAUAUGUUUGACCCUGAGUUUUACAUGGGAGUUUAUGAAACAGUUAAUCGAAAUACAAAAGCACGUGUCCUUCAUUUUGGAAAAUAUAGAGAUGUAGCAGAGUGUGGGCCUCAACAAGAAGUGGAUUUAAACUCCCCACGAACUACCACUUUGGAAAGACAGACUUUCUAUUGUGUCCCAGUGCCUGGGGAAUCUACAUGGGUAAAAGAAGCCUAUGUUAAUGCAAACCAAGCUCGAGUCAGCCCUUCGACAUCCUACACUCCCAGUCGUCACAAGAGGAGUUACGAAGAUGAUGAAGAUAUGGACCUACAGCCCAAUAAACAGAAAGACCAACAUGCAGGGGCCAGGCAAGCAGGGAGUGUUGGUGGUCUUCAGUGGUGUGGAGAGCCAAAACGUUUAGAAACUGAAGCUUCUACUGGGCAACAGCUGAACUUCUUGAACCUCUCUUCUCCUUUUGACCUGAAUUUUCCACUGCCAGGGGAGAAGGGCCCUGCAUGCCUUGUGAAGGUAUAUGAAGACUGGGAUUGUUUCAAAGUCAAUGACGUUCUUGAGUUAUAUGGUGUCCUGUCUGUGGAUCCUGUACUAAGUAUACUAAAUAAUGAUGAAAGGGAUGCCUCUUCGCUCCUGGAUCCGAUGGAAUGCACAGACACUGCCGAGGAGCAGAGAGUGCACAGUCCUCCUGCUUCAUUAGUGCCAAGAAUUCAUGUGGUUUUAGCUCAGAAGUUACAGCACAUCAAUCCUUUACUGCCUGCCUGCCUUAACAAGGAGGAGAGCAAAACCUGUAAGUUUGUUUCAGGUUUCAUGUCCGAAUUGUCCCCCAUCCGAGCAGAGCUGCUUGGGUUCCUCACUCACGCCCUUCUGGGAGAUAGCUUGGCUGCUGAAUACCUGAUAUUGCAUCUCAUCUCUACAGUGUAUACAAGAAGAGACGUUCUUCCACUGGGAAAAUUCACAGUUAACUUGAGUGGUUGCCCACGGAAUAGUACCUUCACAGAACACUUGUACCGGAUCAUUCAACAUCUUGUUCCAGCAUCUUUUCGUCUGCAGAUGACUAUAGAGAACAUGAACCAUUUGAAAUUCAUCCCCCACAAAGACUAUACAGCCAAUCGCCUGGUCAGUGGGCUCCUCCAGCUACCGAACAACACUUCCCUUGUGAUUGAUGAAACUCUCCUAGAACAAGGGCAGCUGGACACACCAGGUGUUCAUAAUGUGACUGCCCUGAGCAACCUAAUAACUUGGCAGAAGGUGGAUUAUGACUUCAGUUACCACCAGAUGGAAUUCCCCUGCAAUAUUAAUGUUUUUAUUACUUCAGAGGGGAGAUCACUCCUGCCGGCAGACUGCCAGAUCCACCUGGAGCCCCAGCUCAUCCCGCCCAACAUGGAGGAGUACACCGACAGCCUCCUGUCCGCCGUGCUCCCCUCUGUCCUCAACAAGUUCCGCAUCUACCUGACCCUCCUGAGGUUCCUGGACUACAGCAUUUCCGAUGAGAUAACCAAGGCAGUUGAAGAUGACUUUGUGGAGAUGCGCAAGAACGAUCCUCAGAGCAUCACUGCUGACGAUCUCCACCAGCUGCUCAUCGUGGCUCGGUUCCUGUCUCUCAGUGCCGGUCAGACCACACUGUCAAGAGAACGAUGGCUAAGAGCAAAGCAGUUAGAGUCUUUAAGAAGAACCAGGCUUCAACAGCAGAAAUGUGUGAAUGGAAAUGAACUUUGAAGAUCUGACACCUCUGAGAGUAUUGGGCAGAUUGUAGCCACAUUAUUGUAAAAUUCAAGUACCAUUUAUACCACAUUGUUUUGUAGAUAAUUUGUAUCAGACACCAAUGACUUUUCCUGAAAUCAAGCCUGGUAACAUCUGAAGUUUAUAUAAUAUUCAGUAAGGGCUUUUACCUUACUGGUUUUAUGGAGCUUUUGAUUGUUUUAUAAUUAUAUAAAUUAGUAACAAUGUACAAAAGUGUAUUUGAUAUUAAAAGUUUAAUAUUGA